AUGGCGGCGGCGGUGGGGCGGGACACUCUACCUGAGCACUGGUCCUACGGCGUCUGCAAGGACGGGCGAGUCUUCUUCAUCGACGACCUGACCCGCACCACCACUUGGCUGCAUCCUCGCACCGGGGAGCCCGUCAACUCCGGCCAUAUGAUCCGCUCAGACCUGCCCCGCGGAUGGGAGGAGGGGUUCUCGGAGGAGGGCGCCAGCUACUUCAUCGACCAUAAUCAGCAGACCACGUCAUUUAGACAUCCUGUGACAGGACAGGUUUCUCCAGAAAAUAUUGAAUUUAUUUUGCAAGAAGAACAGAAUUCAUCUAUGUCCAAGCAACAAAUAAACCAAAGACCUUCAAGCAUGGUCAGUGAAACGUCCACUGCAGUAACUACAUCUGCUGUUGAUACAAAACCUGGCUCUAAGGUUGUGAAGGCUGGAAACAAAGUUCAUAGCUUUGGAAAGAGGGAACAAGCUAUCAGGAGGAAUCCCAAUGUUCCUGUUAUAGUAAGAGGCUGGCUACACAAACAGGAUAGCUCUGGAAUGCGAUUAUGGAAAAGACGAUGGUUUGUGCUUGCUGAUUAUUGUUUGUUUUACUACAAAGACAGCAGAGAAGAAUCUGUUCUGGGUAGCAUACCAUUGCCUAGUUAUGUAAUAUCUCCAGUUGGACCUGAAGAUCGCAUAAAUCGCAAAUUUUCUUUUAAGGCUGUUCAUACAGGUAUGCGGGCAUAUAUUUAUAAUAAGAAUUCUGUUAUUGGCUCUCAGGCAGAGCAUUCAGGGAUGCGGACAUACUACUUCAGUGCAGAUACCCAAGAGGAUAUGAAUGGCUGGAUCCGGGCUAUGAAUCAAGCUGCUCUUAUGCAAACACGUUCUUCACUGAAGAGAGAAACUGAAAAAGUGGAUCAGCAAGCUGUUCCCCAAGUCAAUCAUGUAGAUGCCUGUAAAGAGUGUGUGAAGGCAGAGAUCACAGAUACGAAAGAAAGUUAUCAAAAAUCAGCUGAAAUGCUUGGAUAUGAUAAACGUGAAGAGAUAAGAAGAGAAAAAGAGGAGGAGGAGCGUUAUAUCCACAGAAAAGAAACUCUGGAAACUAAGAAGGGAAAGGCUAAGCAUGCGUUAACAGAAGCUGAUUCAUUAUUUCCAGACUUAACGAAUGCAUCAAGGUCCCAAGUAGCUCAGCCUCAGCCAGCUGAGAAAAAUGGAACGCUUCCUAGUUCAUUAAGUGUGAGUGCUGGCCUAGUGGAGCAGAAUGGUACCAGCUCAUAUAAAAGAGGGUUUGUUCCCAGAACAAAUCCAGAUAAACAAAUUCAAAGAAAAAGUAACAUGGCUCAAGUGGAGCACUGGGUAAAAGUCCAAAAAGGAGAUACAAAAAGCCUCACUUCUGAUCAGACUCUUACACGUCAGGGUCCCAAUCCACCUUUUCCUGAAAACUAUCACACUUUGCCAAAGAAUACCAGGCAGCCUUCAGGGAGCUCACCACCACCGCCAAACCGCAAUUUGCGGAGUGACUACAAAUAUGCACAAGAUCGUGUUAGCCACUUGAAGAUGUCCCAGGAGGAAAGGAAAGCAAAUAAGGAUGGAACUGUUUGGCAGCUAUAUGAGUGGCAGCAGAGACAGCAAUUUAAACAUGGCAGCCCCACUGCCCCACUUUAUGUAGGUUCUUCAGACUUUAUUGAUCGUGGUAAGUCAAAAAGUUCAUUAGAUGUUCCACGAUCAAUAUCUGUUCCGCCCUCUCCAUCUGAUAUUCCUCCACCUGGACCUCCAAAAAGCUUUCCCCCAAGGAGACCACAUACUCCUGCAGAAAGGCUUACAGUUAAACCAUCUGAUGAGAGACAGACUGUAGAUGUUCCUUUUGCUGGAUCACCCAGGAAGAUACGAAAUCAUGCUGUAAAGAGCUCAACUCACAUUGAUCGACGCUCUAUGCCUGCUAUGGGCUACAUGACACAAACUGUGAGCGCACCCAGUUUGCAUGGCAAGUCGGCGGAUGACACUUAUAUCCAGUUGAAAAAGGAUUUGGAGUAUUUGGAUCUAAAGGUGACAGGGCGUGACACGUUAAAAGAACGAAGUACAAAACCUGUCAAGAUUGCAGAAAGUGAUACUGAUGUGAAGCUAAGCAUUUUCUGUGAGCAGGACAGAAUUCUGCAGGACUUGGAGGACAAAAUAAGAGCCCUUAAGGAAAAUAAAGAUCAGCUGGAGUCUGUUUUGGAGGUUUUACACAGGCAGAUGGAACAGUACAAAGACCAACCACAACACACGGAAAACAUUUCUUACCAGCAGAGACUUUUGCAAGAGGAUCUCAUACGUAUUCGGGCUGAAAUAUCCAAAGUUUCAACGGAAAUGGAAAAUGCCUGGAAUGAGUAUCUGAAAUUAGAAAAGGAUGUGAGCCAGCUGAAAAAAGCCUUACAGGAACAGAUGAAUAGUUCAUUGGUAUCUCAGGAGAAAACACAAAUACAAAAAGACUUGUGGAGAAUUGAAGAUGUUACAGCUGGCUUGAGUGCAAAUAAAACAAACUACAAAACCAUAGUAGACUCUAUCAAGAAUCCAGAGAGAAAAAUAGUGCCUUCAUUUUCUCAGUCUUCAGUGCCUUCCUUACCAGCUUCCCUCACAACUGCGGAGAGCAAACUUUCAGUUCCGCAAAGCCCUCCACCCAGUCCAGUUAAAUCCUCUCUGGAGGUUAGGCUGUAUCCACAGCCUUAUUUCCAAGCCAGAACGCAGCACCAAGCACAGCAGCUGAAAAAAAUCGAGCCGCCUCUUCAGUCACCAAUUAAGCUCAAGCCAAAGGUUGAAGAUGAAGCGCCACCCAGACCUCCUCUCCCUCAGUUGUACAGUCCUGAUGAUCAACCACCAGCUGUUCCACCUCUCCCGAGAGAAGCCACUGUCAUCAGACACACAUCAGUGCGGGGCCUGAAGCGUCAGUCAGAUGAAAGAAAGAGAGACAGAGAACUUGGACAGUAUGUAAAUGGAGAUUAUAGGGUGGAACUGCGUUCAUACAUGAGUGAACCAGAACUAGCAACGAUAGGUGGUGACCUCAGCCAACCUUCCAGUGGUUUAGUAAGCUCUGACAGUGGAUACCAGACAUUACCUACCCGUGGUUUAUCUGGAUCAACUUCCAGAUUGCACCAACCAUCUACCAUUUCAUCAUAUGCAACACUUCGAAGGGAUAGGUCCAAGGAGAGACCAAAGAGUGCCUUGGAACGUUUAUACUCUGGAGACCACCAAAGAGGCAAGAUGAGUGCAGAGGAACAACUAGAAAGAAUGAAGCGACAUCAGAAGGCAUUAGUUCGUGAACGCAAGAGAACUCUUAGCCAAGGAGAAAGGCAGUCUGUUUCAUCUCGGUCUUUCAUCAGGCCCAUUUCUGCAGACAUAGGCUCAUGGAAACGAGAACAAGAAUUUGAUUUGCAGUUACUUGAGAGGGCAAUUCGUGGAGAAGACAAAGAUGAAAAUGAAUGGUUAAAAGUUCAGCCAGUAGCAGUGACAGAGACAGACCUGGAGCCUCAAGACUAUGAUUUAGAUAUCAGCAGAGAGUUGUCAAAACCUGAGAAGGUUGCAAUUCCAGAACGCUAUGUUGAACUGGAGCCAGAAGAGCCCCUUUCUACAGAAGAACUGGCAGCAAGGCAGCGUAAAGCAGAAAAGAUAAAGAAUAUUCUUACUAAAUCAAGUAUGCACAAUCUACAGCCUACUGUUGCCCAGGACAAACACAACUCGGUUGAUUUAGAUUCACAGCUGCAAGAGCAGGAGCGCAUCAUUACCAUAUCAUACGCUUUGGCUUCUGAAGCCUCUCAGAGGAGCAAGGAGGUAGCAGCCAAAGCAGUAAGUGAACACUGACAUAAGACUCAAAGCAAAUCCCACCUAGUGAUGCCAUGUGGAAGAAAGAGGAGAUUCAUUACCAGCUUUCUGUGAAGAUACUCAUCAGCUGAUGACAUGUUCUUCUGGAAAUACAUUCAGAGAAUAAUAGGGGGAUUUUCUGUGAAAAUGAAGAGAAUCGAAAAUGAUUUUAUUUUGACUUCAGUUUAGUUCAGACUUUUUAUAUGAAUAAACGGCACUUUUAAUAAACUCUGUAAAAGACUGACAAUAUAUUUUUAGGACAAUGUAUUUUAGAAUUUUUUUAAAUCAAGGGCUGAAUUCAUUUUAAGAGAAACUAAUUGCAUAGAUGUUAAAAGAUGCUCUUACUUCCCCCUCAGGCUCAGAUGCACAAUGUAAAGUUUCAUGGAAAAAAAUGUAAAUUUGAACAAACCUAGAAGCACAUUCAUAGGGUAUGGGUAGAGCUAACGCAAGUGAGAGAUUUGCCAAAAGGGUGUUUUGGAUUGAAUAUGUUUGUAGAGUUAAUCACCCACCCUUUUGCCCAUUAAAUAAUACAUUGCAAGGAACUUUUAGCUUGAAUUUCUAAAUAUCAGUAACCGCUGUAUCGCUGAAAUUUCCCACGAAAGCCAUAAUGAAAGCCAGUUUUAACUCCUGUUUCCUUUUUUGAUCCCAUAUGAUUAACUUGCUGGUAUCAAUACACAGUAUAUGCUAGGUUGCCCUUGACAGUAGUGCUGUCCCCUCAGUAACAGCUAACGAACUAUAUUUUUUUGAAAGUUGAAAUGUGGAAGAAGAAAAUUUUUAAUUAAAAUAUGUGAACUAAGCAAUAAAAAAGUAUAUUAGGAUAUGUAAUUUUACUAGUAACUAUGUAUUUUUCUUUUGAUUUCUUUUCAAUAAACAUUACAAUAUGAUGUAUUGACUAGUAUUUAUCCUGGAAACAGCAAAACUAAUGUAAUGUGGCACCUGCUAAUUUCGUAUACAUGUUCACCUGGUGCUUAACUUUGCCAAACUUUGAAAUUCAGUCUUUUACUUGUGUAUAGGGCAAAGGGUGAGGUAGUUACAUAAGGAGAAAAUAAAGUUGAAAGAAUUGCUGCAACUACUUUACUUGAAAAAAACCUGCGUACACACUGAAUGCAAGACAUGCAGAAACUUCACAUUAUGUAAUUAUUAGUUGAGUUUAGCUCUGGAUGAGAAAUGACUGAGAAAUACUUCUGCAGUAUUUUGUGAAACCACUAACUUGUUCAUUUGCUGUGUUCGAGUAAUAGCUACAAAACCCUUGAAAUUGACCUUCAAGUUUCAGACUUUAAGACAAAUCAUAUUAUAUUAACACGAUACUCAGAAAGAAAAGUAUAUAUUUAGCUAACGCAAUCUAUUUUACCUCAAUAUUGCCAGUAUCAACUUCAAAACCUUUUGCCAAAAUAAUGAUUUAUUUUUGCCUUUAUAAAAAGUUUUGAAAGCAUAAAUGAAUAUUUUGCAAGAAAACAUUAAUUUAAAUAAAAUGUAACUGUUUGGAAAAUGGUAUAUGUACAGAUUAAAAUAUUAAC
Gymnogyps californianus (California condor) is the source of this 5327-nucleotide messenger RNA. It is a transcript of the gene PLEKHA7, whose product is annotated as pleckstrin homology domain containing A7. Gene Ontology annotation, cellular component: pore complex; zonula adherens. Bases 1 to 3810 code for a protein of 1269 amino acids. The transcript is spliced from 27 exons. The record is from RefSeq and is a predicted model, not a curated record. Gene Ontology annotation, biological process: zonula adherens maintenance; epithelial cell-cell adhesion; cell-cell adhesion mediated by cadherin. NCBI's taxonomy places the organism in Eukaryota, Metazoa, Chordata, Aves, Accipitriformes, Cathartidae. Gene Ontology annotation, molecular function: protein binding.